Messenger RNA from Melanotaenia boesemani (Boeseman's rainbowfish), 2542 nucleotides. It is a transcript of the gene txnipa, whose product is annotated as thioredoxin interacting protein a. NCBI's taxonomy places the organism in Eukaryota, Metazoa, Chordata, Actinopteri, Atheriniformes, Melanotaeniidae. The transcript is spliced from 7 exons. Gene Ontology annotation, biological process: protein transport. The record is from RefSeq and is a predicted model, not a curated record. Bases 566 to 1831 code for a protein of 421 amino acids. Gene Ontology annotation, cellular component: cytoplasm. Gene Ontology annotation, molecular function: ubiquitin protein ligase binding.
UUUCUAAGUAGUUUCAUUUUCAGCCUGACUUUCUAACUGAUUUCAGUCCGUUACCUUUAGCUGGACAUAACUGUCUGGUUUCCAGUCUGGUCGUUGCUGACUGUUUUUUUCUGACUGGUUUUAUUUUCAGCUGAUUUUUGGACAGGUUUCCAGUCUGGUUUUCACUGUCUGUUUUUACUGGUUGAUUUCAUGCUGUCUGGUUUCCAGUUUGGCUGUUGAUGUCUGGUUUUUACUGACUGGUUUCCAAACUGGCAUUUGCUGACUGUUUUUCACUAAGGGUUUGUAGUCUGGCUGUUCCUAUCUGGUUCUUACCAACUUGUUUAUAGUGUGGUUGUUGCUGACUGCAUUUUACUGGCUGAUUUCCUGCGUUUUGCUGGCCGUCUCGUGCCCUCUGAAGGUUUCUCAGGUCUCUGCCAGUUUUUAGACUUCUCAUGUUUUCCUUCCAUCUCUCGCUUCCUGCUAACAUCUGCUCUGCACGCUCUACAUUCUAACAGCCACGCGGUGUUCACGCGCCAGCUUCCAGCGCGGAUUGGCUGAUGCUCACACAAACAAAGCUUUUCCACCAAUGGGAGCGUUGUGCACGCGCAGAACUGAAGGAGUCCCGGUCAGUACAGAUUGUCUCGGUCUCUCGGUGUCAGCCAUGGUGGCCAUGUCCAAGAAGGUGAAGAUCUUUCAGAUCAUCUUAUCGGACCCAUGCAAGUCUUUUUACUGUGGAGGGGACAAAGUGUCCGGACGGAUAGAAGUGGAGGUGACCGAGGUGACGCGCGUGUCCGCGGUCAAACUUCUGGGUGUGGGCUGCGCCAAGGUGGAGUACGCCAAAGGAAAGCAGCGGUGCCGACAGGAGGCCGAGUACCUUAGGCACGAGGAAGUCCUGCAUCUGCACGACCAGCCCACCGAUUCUGAUGGCUCUGUCGUGCUGAGACCUGGAAACAAAUACCAGUACAUGUUUGGAUUCGACCUUCCUCAGCAGGGGCAGCUGGUGUCCUCCUACAAAGGGAAGUUUGGUUAUGUCCAUUACUACGUGAAGGCCCUAAUGGAGAGGCCUCAGCAGCCCACGCUGGAGUGUAAGAAGUCCUUCGAGGUGGAGGAACCUCUUGAUGUCAACACUCCAGAUUUACUGUCUCCCACAGGUGGGACAAAGGAAAAGAAGGUCACCUGCAUGUUCAUCCCGGACGGUCAGGUGUCCCUGAAUGCCAAAAUCGACCGGCGUGGAUUCUGUGAAGGUGAAGACAUCUGCAUCAACGCAAAGUUUGAGAACACCUGCUCCCGCAUCGUGGUGCCGAAGGCUGCCAUCAUCGCCAAACACAUCUACCAGGCCAACGGCCGCACCAAGGUCUUCCGCCAGAAGCUGUCCUCUGUCCGCGGAAACCACAUCAUCUCCGGGAUGUGCGACGCUUGGCAGGGCAAGACCAUCCGGGUGCCGAAGAUCAAACCGUCCAUGCUGAGCUGCAACAUCAUCCGUGUGGAGUACGCGCUCAUGAUCUACGUUCACAUACCCGGGAGCGAGAAGCUCAUCCUGGAGCUUCCUCUCGUCAUCGGGACUGCAGGUCUGGGCAGCCGGAGCAACAGCGUGAGCAGCCAGGAGGGUUCAGUUAGCAACGCCUCCCAGAGCUGGGUGUCCCUGCGGAUGCCCUCGGAGCCCCCCAGCUACUGCGACAUCACCCAUGACUGCCGCCUGGACCAGCCCCUCACGCCACUGCUGGAUGAUGUGGACUGCGACGACAGCCCCAUCUUCAUGAACGCUCCAAGCUUCCCGUUCCCCCCGCCUCCGUCAUACACUGAGACGGAGGAGGAGUACAAUGGCAACGCACGCAUGCUGCCAGUCUGCUAAAGUCCACAGUGGGACCCCCAGAUUCAGGGACCAGAUCCAAGGUCCAGAUAUUAAAGACCACCCAGCUAAAGCGCUUGAAGAGAGGUAGAGGGCCUGACCUCCUGAUGACGCUAAACGGAGAUGUCUCCUGUUCUUCAUCACCUGUGCUGAUCUAGUCUUCCUCCUGGUGCUGUCUGAGCCGGGAGACGGAGGUUGAGCCACGCCCUCUGUGGCGUUCUACAUUUCUGUAUAAGCUGGCCACUUUGGACAAGUCAUUCCAGUCCUUCCAAGAGACUUCCCAGAAGCUUCCAGAACUUUAAACCACGUUUUCCAGUGUUUGAACAUCAUUUUCUCUGUUGAUGCACUUUCACGGCGUUUUGCUCUGCUUACUACUGAAGACAGUUGUUCUAAUGAUGUUUAUAUGCAAAAUGUUUUUCAGGUUAAAAAAAGACAAAAAGAAAUCAGAGUUGUUGAAAGCCCUUGUUUGACUUUCCGACCACCGUCUCAGAUAUUUGGCUGUUUGUCCCAAAAGCAGCUCAGAUGUUUAGUGAAGCACCUUAACGUGACCGAUGUCGCAGGUCUCCGUGAUCCUUCUGGACUUUCAGGGCCAAAGAAAUUAACUUGACUGAUUUGCGAGAAAAUGAUAUUUGACUAGUUGCUGUUCUUUGUAUAAUAGGUAUUUUUGUAAUAAACCCUGUGGGGAAUUUUUUAUUAAAGAAAUGUUGAAAAUAA